AUGAAGUACUUUACUACUGGAGCUGCGCUCCUUGCUACUUUGACUGCAACCGCCGGCGGUGUCAAGCUUGACCCGGAGGAUGAGGCGUCUAUUCUCAGCGCUACUCGGCAGUAUGCGUACGGUCUGAUGUCGAUGUACCAGGGCAACGCCACAGGUGUAUCCAAGGAAGAUAUAGGCAUCUGGCCCCAGCCCCACUACUGGUGGGAAGGCGGUGCGGCAUGGGGUGGCAUGAUAGAGUACAGCCAGUUUUCGGGAGACGAUUCGCACGUCAAGACCCUCCAGCAGGCUCUGACUGCCAACUAUGGCCCCGACAACGACUUCAUCCUGUCUUACCGCAAGAGCCAAACUGGCAACGAUGACCAGGCUUUCUGGGCGCUUGCCGUUAUGAGUGCGCUCGAGUAUCAGUUCCCUGAUCCUGCUCAGGCGCCCGCGAGCUACCUCGAGGUCGCAACAAAUGCCUUCGAGAACAUUGUUGGCCGCUGGGAUGAGACUUCCUGCGACGGAGGCCUCAAGUGGCAGAUCUACCCCGAGAACGCAUACGGUUACAACUACAAGAACUCCAUCUCCAAUGGAUGCGCUUUCGCGCUCGGUGCACGCCUUGCCCGCUACACUGGUGAGCAAAAGUACGCCGACUGGGCUGUGAAGAUCUACGACUGGACAAAGAAGGUUGGACUCAUUACCGACAAGUACGAGGUGUUCGACGGGACAGACGACAAGACCAACUGCGCCAAGGUCGCAGACGAGACUCAGUGGACUUACAACAACGCCAUGUUUCUUCACGGAUCAGCCUUUAUGUACGACUACACCAAUGGCGACGACACCUGGAAGGAGCGUACUUCAGGCUUCCUGGACCACGCCGAGUUGCUGUUCUUCCGACCUUUCGAGAACGCCACGGACAUCAUGUACGAGUGGGCUUGCGAGACAGGGGAGAAUAACCGCCCUUGCAAUCUCGAUCAACAGUCCUUCAAGGCAUACCUCUCGCGCUUCAUUGCCAAGACUGCAAUGGUAGCUCCCUUUACCAAGGAAAAGAUCGUUCCAUUCCUAAAGGCUUCUGCGGUCGGUGCUGCCAAGUCCUGCUCUGGCGGCCCUGAUGGCGCUACAUGCGGUAGCAAGUGGUACACUGGAAGCUGGGACGGAACCUCUGGUGUCGGCCAACAGCUGUCAGCCUUGGAAGUCACUCAGGCUCUUCUGAUGAUCCAGAAGGGUACUCUUCCUGCGAAGAACAACAGCGCGCCGAAGCCAUUGACUAGCGCUACCCCCGAGUCCAGCUCGACGCCCGCCCCUUCAUCCGCUACUUCUGUCUCCAGCCAGGUACCUGCUACUAGCGAAGUUGCCUCAGCAUCCAGCGUAGUUGUCGAGGCCCCUGCCUCCAGCAAGAUCCCAUCCAGCGAGGCGCCGUCUAGCGAGGUUUCCGAAUCGGUCUCAUCGAAGAUUCCCGAAGCAGUUCAAGCACCUGCUUCAACCGUGGUGGUUUCUUCGGUAGUCGUUGUUACAAGCACAUCGGCCGCGAGCUCUCAGCCAUCUUCCUCAGACAAGCCUGCUGGUCAGUCUAACGCUGCCGCGUCUGCUAGCUGCGUCCGCAACGUGACCAGGACUGUGACCAUCUCGCGCGCUUCUUCAACAAGCAGCUGCACACCUAGCGUGACCGAGACUGUCUACGUUCCGGCAGCAUCUACGACUUCAGGUCUCUUGGUGGACUCUUCUCCUGCUCCUGUCGUACCGCCCGUCUCUACGACAUUGAUCUCGGCGCCACCUGCUAACAGCAGCUUGCCCAGCUCGACAUCUCCAGCGGAGUUCCUCGGCGCUGGCUCUAUGCUCACCAGCAGCAGCUCAGUUCUGGCUGCCGUAGUGGCCGCAAUGGUCUUCGCAAUGGUGUAA
Messenger RNA from Alternaria arborescens, 1878 nucleotides. RefSeq names its product Mannan endo-1,6-alpha-mannosidase. Gene Ontology annotation, biological process: fungal-type cell wall biogenesis; carbohydrate catabolic process. Lineage: Eukaryota; Fungi; Ascomycota; Dothideomycetes; Pleosporales; Pleosporaceae. The coding region runs from base 1 to 1878 and encodes 625 amino acids. The transcript has 2 exons. The record is from RefSeq and is a predicted model, not a curated record. Gene Ontology annotation, molecular function: mannan endo-1,6-alpha-mannosidase activity.